Aplysia californica (California sea hare) is the source of this 1155-nucleotide messenger RNA. Its product is annotated as acetylcholine receptor subunit beta-like 1. NCBI's taxonomy places the organism in Eukaryota, Metazoa, Mollusca, Gastropoda, Aplysiida, Aplysiidae. The record is from RefSeq and is a predicted model, not a curated record. The coding region runs from base 1 to 1155 and encodes 384 amino acids. Gene Ontology annotation, cellular component: synapse; neuron projection; membrane. The transcript has a single exon. Gene Ontology annotation, biological process: nervous system process; regulation of membrane potential; signal transduction. Gene Ontology annotation, molecular function: extracellular ligand-gated monoatomic ion channel activity; transmembrane signaling receptor activity; neurotransmitter receptor activity.
AUGUACCUCGGGAAAGAACAUAUCUGGGCUCCUGUAGUGACGAGCGACAACUUCAAACAACUGUUUGAUUACCCGACCCAGAAUCUGGUACUUCCAAGUGGUGAGGUUCAAUUCAGCACUUCCACUACUCUGGAAGUGAUCUGUCAACUGGACAUGAAGUACUUUCCUUACGACUCCCAGACUUGUAAAUUCAGCUUUGCUGCGUUCCAGUCUUCCAUGAAAGAUGUGGUGCUCACUCCCGAAUCUGCGUAUCUUGUAGACGAUUAUGUUGAACACGGGGAAUGGGAGCUCACCAAUCUAAAUAGUGGCGUUGUGUACCAUGGAGUAAUUCAAAAUUUACAAUUUUCCAUUGCCUAUUUCGAAAUUACGCUGAAGCGACGUCCAGCUUAUUACUUGAUCAACAUUUUUGUCCCCGUUGGUAUUGUUUCUUUCCUUGGACAGUUAACCUUUUUCAUUCCAAUAGAGAGUGGCGAGAGACUGUCUUAUACACUUAACGUUCUGCUAUCGCUCACUGUAUACUUCACUUCAGUGGCGAGUCUCAUGCCUCGGUCUGCGUCCCCUACCCCAAUGGUGAUGGCCUAUAUGGUUUGCCUCUUCGUCAUCAACACCAUGAGCAUCGCUGCGACAGUUGUCAUCAACAGCAUCCACUGGAGCAAAAUCGUCACCCUUAAGGAUGGCAGAAAAGCAAUGAGAAUUGCGGGAAUUUCCAUACCUAUAAAUAGAAGAGUCUGUUUUCCUGAACGGACACAGCACCAAAACAGUGCAGGAAUUUCCAAAAGAGGAGACAAUGAGAGCGGUGGCAAAAAGGUGGAAGAUGUUCGGAAAGUCUCGAUUUAUAAAAACAAUUAUGAUCUCCUAUCCAUGCCAUCUGAUCGUGUAGACCGUCACGUGAUGAAACACCAAAACAUCAAUGCAGUGUCAGAUAUCAGCCAACCCCAUACAACUAGAAUCACUAAAGUUUUUGCCACUGGUACUUCUGAGUACACCAACACCGAAAACCAACAGGAACAUUGCGAGUUCAAAGAGGAAAUAAAUCUGGAAACUCCAAAUCUUAAGUCUGUGGCAGAAGUAAUUAAUUGGGUCAGCUUCAUGAUCCUGUUUCUGUCAUUUAUCCUUGUUAACGCUAUAAUGGGUGUGAAACUCGUGUAUCAAUAA